GUAUCGUCAUCAGUAGUCCAUGCUUUUCCGAGUAUAAAUCUCUCCUUAUCGUCAUGAAAACGACCGUCGUGUUAGUAACGCUUUUCGCUGCGGUGAAUUCUCAGUGGUUCGCAAGUCCACCAUUUUACGCUUCGCAGUACACCGGCGUGGGUGGCGCCCGCGGAAUAAUCACCGACCCCGCGGGAGACUUGCUUAUCUUGGGGAGAAGCAUUAACGGGAUUGCGGUCGUGUACGAGACGCAAAAUGGCGAUGGCACGAUUGACGUGGUGAAUCAGAGGAUCGUAAUCGGAAAUGGAUUAAACCUCAAUCAUGGCGUGGCGUAUAAUGAUGGAUACAUUUAUGCCGGCAGUGCCAGUUCAAUUUACAGGUGGCCUUACACACCUGGAAACCGGACUCAAAUCAGUGUAGGAGAAGAAUUAGUAGUGACCGGCCUUCCCACCGGAGGUCAUGAUUCGCACGCCAUCGUGUUCGAUUCGCAAGGUCGAUUCUACUGCAGUAUUGGAUCGCAAAAUAAUGUCGAUCAAAAUUCCAGUCGUGCCAAACUCUUGAGAUUUACGUUGACGGGAAAUUUGCCAAAACAAUAUGCAGAAGGAGAGCUUUUUGCCGAAGGUCUCAGAAAUGAGGGGGGUCUCGCCUUCGACAAUAAUGGUGUCCUUCACGGCGUUGAAAACGGUGCGGACAAUUUAAAUCGUGCCGAUUUAGGCGGUGACAUUCACGAUUUGAACCCCACGGAAGAAUUUAACCGUUUCGAUGGACCACUCGGACAACAUUUUGGUUAUCCGUAUUGCUUCAGUACGUACAAUUUACCUGGUUAUGCUCCAGGCACGCAAUUCGCGUGGCCAGAUUUCAUGAACGACGGUGUCCACAAUGAUGAUUGGUGCAAAAAUGUGAACAAUAACCGACCGCCCUUGAUUGCCAUGUCGGCGCACGAAGCUCCCCUUGGGUUUGACUUUUACCGAGGUCAGAACUGUGGUAACGGAGGUGGCGCGUUCCCCUGCAACAUGACCGGCGACGCUUUCGUUUCCUUCCAUGGAUCUUGGAAUCGUACUCCGGCGUCGGGUUAUCGAGUCGCACGUUUCCCAUUCAACGCAGCCGGAAACGCAACGGGGGAGGAGCUCAAUGUCAUUAGCGAGCUGGAUGUGGCAGGUUGCGCCAACGGCCCGUGUAUUCGACCGGUCGAUGCCGCCUUUAAUGACAACGGUCACCUCUUCAUUACCGCAGACGCGAAUGGGUUCAUUGUUCGUGUCACGUACGGAACACCUGGACCCACAAUUAGGAGAAAUAUUGUUCGAUUGAAUUAAGACUUAUUCAGUACAGAGAGUAAACUGUAUAAAGUGUUGUUUAAGCCUAUUUAAUUAUCGGAAUUUAGUAAUUAAUAAUAUGCCAAUGUAAAACAUAGAAGAUAAAUAAAGGUAUUUUUUAAACAGGCUGUUUAAUAAUCA
Messenger RNA from Folsomia candida, 1442 nucleotides. RefSeq names its product L-sorbosone dehydrogenase. The coding region runs from base 54 to 1301 and encodes 415 amino acids. The record is from RefSeq and is a predicted model, not a curated record. NCBI's taxonomy places the organism in Eukaryota, Metazoa, Arthropoda, Collembola, Entomobryomorpha, Isotomidae. The transcript is spliced from 4 exons.